Messenger RNA from Coprinopsis cinerea okayama7#130, 1032 nucleotides. RefSeq lists its product as hypothetical. The record is from RefSeq and is a predicted model, not a curated record. Lineage: Eukaryota; Fungi; Basidiomycota; Agaricomycetes; Agaricales; Psathyrellaceae. The transcript has a single exon. Bases 1 to 1032 code for a protein of 343 amino acids.
AUGGGUAGCGGCAACCGUGUUCGUCGCUUCAAAGAGCCUGUGGAGGACAAUGCGCCGUUUCAAUGUCAAAGGUGCAAGGAGAGGGUUGAGCCCCAAAGCUUCUACGAACAUAGCGCCACGUGCACGCACCGGGUGAUCUCUUGCGAAGUCCCUGGCUGCCUCUUCCGAAUCCCAUGUUCUGACAAGGUUGCUAUGGACCUCCACAUGUCUCUGCACAAGACGCCUUUCUACACAUAUCGACCGAAAACCUAUCGUGAAUUUAUGCUCUGGUGCAAGAUUCCCGGGUGCAGGUUCUUGGCUUACGACGACGAGGAUUUCCAACAGCAUGCUGAAUACCAUCGAUUGUCGAACAGCAUUGCCGCUGCACAGAGUUCGCACGGCCUUUUCUGGAUGACUGGACAAGGAGAGCAUACUAACAACCCAUAUGCCACAGCCAAUUAUUUCUCCUCUUCGAUUGUCGCGGGUCGUGCCAAUGACAGUGGCAUCCCUGCGGGCUGGCCCGCGAGAUUCGCGCCUCUCAAUUCUGGACAUCAACCUUUCGGUCCUGUUGUUGGCUCCGUCACGACCGUAGCUCUCCCGACGCUUGAUAAUCAUGUUCUUGAUUUUAUCACCGGCCCACCCUCGACUACGAUCAUGACUCCCACUGAUGCCGUGCAGAAUCCUAUGCCUGUCCUUGAUUGGCCCGGUCCAGGACUCCACCCCUUCUUGCUCGAGGGCCUACAAGCAUCUAGUCACUCACAGACCUAUCCCUUUAACAUCGACGCGCAAGUCGAUCUCGUCUUUCCCACUCCUGGCAGCCUUGUGCGACUUGCAGAAGCGCAUCGAAAGUUCGAAUACGAAUUUGCCAGGAAAGAUGAUUCACAGUGGGUAGAUGUUCCCGAGAUCAUCAACCUUGCUGCUAGACAGGAGGAAGACAAUGCGUUGCGGCGUGCUCUCAACUCGUUCACUUGGGUCUCGGACGAAGAGGUUCAAUCUUUCUUCAACGAUAAUCGCGGGAUUUGGAACCAACUAUUCCCUGAUACCCCCAUCUAA